Molecule: messenger RNA, 643 nt
Organism: Colossoma macropomum (tambaqui)
Lineage: Eukaryota; Metazoa; Chordata; Actinopteri; Characiformes; Serrasalmidae
Product: myelin-associated glycoprotein-like
Exons: 2
Coding region: 131-643 (170 amino acids)
Biological process (GO): cell-cell adhesion
Cellular component (GO): cell-cell junction
Molecular function (GO): cell adhesion molecule binding
Source: RefSeq, a predicted model, not a curated record
ACUUGGCACCUAAGAGGCACAGCUUAGCCUAGAAGAUGAGGUAGCAAGAGGCAUACUGUUAAUCUGUUCUGUCCUCUCUCCUCCCUCAGAUGCUCCUAAGGAUGUGUUAGUGUCUCCAUCUGGUCCAGUGAUGUUUGGCAGUUCAGUGUCUCUGAGCUGCAGUAGUGAAGGAAACCCAGCAGUGAACUACACCUGGUACAGAGAGAAUGGAGAGCAGAUAGAGACCGGACCCUCUCUCACCAUCAACAAGACUGAUGAUACACACAGUGGUUUAUACUACUGUAGAGCUCAGAACCAACAUGGAGCUCAAAACUCAUCUGUGCAGCUGGACAUUCAGUAUGCUCCCCAGAAUGAUCUCUUCUUCCACUGUAACAGCAGCAGUAAAGGUGGGAUCGUGUGUGUUUGUGAGGUUCAUGGACGUCCUGUUCCUAAACUGGAGUGGCGUCUGUCUGGACAACCUGUCCCACCCUCCGAGAGCUCAUCCGUCAGGGAGGAGUCUGUGGGCCGCACAGGCCUGAAGAGUUUUAUUUCCAUUCAUCAAUCAUGUACAGGCACUCUGCAGUGUAUCAGCACCAACAAGCUGGGCAGCACCUCUCAGCUGUUCUACUCUGUGGCUACUCAUCACUGUUCAUCAGCAGGUUAG